AUGUCAGGCGCUUUGAGUAAACGGCAGCAGGCGCGCAAUGAGCGCACCCUUCAGGAUCUCAUCAAGUCGGUGCCAGGAAACAACACAUGCGCGGAUUGUCAAGCUCGGAAUCCAGGAUGGGCUAGCUGGAGCUUGGGUAUCUUCCUCUGCAUGCGGUGCGCCGCUCUCCACAGAAAGCUUGGGACACACAUUACAAAGGUCAAAUCGUUGAGCAUGGACUCUUGGUCGAAUGAACAAGUCGAGAAUAUGAAGCGCGUUGGAAACAUUGCUUCGAAUCGAAUAUAUAAUCCUCAAAAUGCCAGGCCACCGAUUCCCAUCGAUGCCGACGAAGCAGACUCAGCUAUGGAGCGGUUUAUAAGGCAGAAAUAUCAAGAGAGGGCUGUGACGGCACAAGCACGAAAUAAUACAGGGAGCACGAAUUCAGAUGACCAGCCUCCGCCGUUGCCGCCGAAACCUGGGAGUAGAUUUGGCUUCAGAUCAGCAUCCUCCAUCUUUCCCAUGUCUUCGAAGUCUAAAAGAGAAGCAGAGAUCUCACGACAGCAAUCACCAUCUCCACCAAGGAGUAAGCCAUCUCGAAUCUUUGGUACAUCGGUGGCGUCUGAUGGGAAAGAUGAUCUGGAAGCAAAGAUGGCUAAGCUACGAGAUAUGGGUUUCACGGAUGAGCGCAGGAAUAUGGCAGUCUUGAAAGGACUUAGUGGCAACCUUGAAAAGUCUAUUGAGACUCUGGUCCGUCUUGGGGAGGGUGGAGGAGCUCCAGUACCUGCUAGAGAGACGCCUACCCCUUCACAAUCACGGGCGCCCAUGGGUGCUGGGUUAACAAUCAAUCGGACUCGAGAAGCAAGCUCACCGAAGGUAUCAAACAACCCAUGGGAAGUGCUUGAUAAUCCACCACCCGUAGCGCAACCUCAGUCCUCGCAGUCGACUGGCUCUUUGGCUCGGUCGCAGAACCCGAUGAUGGGCAACAAUCCCUAUCAGCAGACCCAAUCUACCAACCCAUUUGGUCUCGCUCCAUCUCAGUCACAAUACAACUUAAACCAGGCUUUUCAGAGCAUGUCUGUGUCAUCAUCUCAACCACCACUCUUUCCCCACCAUACUGGUGGUUUCCCGGGGCCACAACCCGCCCAGCAUCAACAGCUCUAUCAACAAUCCAUGACUCCUCCCGUCCCCUCAUUACCUCAGCAAUACUAUCCUCCUGUGAUCUACGAGAAUUCUGCCCAACAACCACAGCAGCCACAGCAGACCAACAGUUACAACCCGUUCAUGCAGCAAUCCCAACAACCUCCAACACUGAACACAAAUGUGCCGAGUAACCCGUACAUCCAGCAGCUGGCAACUCCUCAGAGCCUCUACCAGAGUCCCAUCGAGCAAUCGCCUCAGCAGCAGUACCCCUCCUCUUCACCAUUCUACCAGAAUGGUGCUCAGGCGCAGCUACAGCAGCAGCAAAUGAAUCCAUACUUCAACCAGGCUGCUCAGAACAACGCGCAACAACAAACUCAACCACAGAUGAACCCAUUCUUUCAGAACUCUCAAGCACAGCAAGCACCACCGCAAAACUAUGAUUUCCAGUCCCAACAACAACCUCAAUAUCAGCAGUAUCGCCAGCAAACGCUUCCUCUGAUGGCGCAGCAGACUGGGAAAGCAGAUAAGCGGAGCAUUUUGGACUUAUACAACUAUCCUCAAUUAGCUCCUGCCCCUCACCAGCAACAGCAGCCUCAACAGCAGCAACAGGACCAGGGACAAGCACAAGUUCAGAAUCUAUCAGUUCCUGGGUCACAGAGCUUCCAGCCACAGCAAAGAAGUGUGUCCAGCCCUUUGUCAAUGCCAACUGGAAGUAAAAAUCCAUUUGCAUCAAGUGGAGGUAGUAUGCAGAGUCCAGGAGAUACACUGGGCCAGAUGCCGAAUUUCGCACCGAAUCCAAAUGGGUCACGACAUGUCAGCCAGGAAAGCAUGAGCGUUGAUGCUGGAGGAUGGAGCAACGGUCGUCAUUCCCCAGAUGCAUGGGGAUCGAUCAGUGCAAGAUCUUUGAGAUAA
Molecule: messenger RNA, 2031 nt
Organism: Mollisia scopiformis
Lineage: Eukaryota; Fungi; Ascomycota; Leotiomycetes; Helotiales; Mollisiaceae
Product: ArfGap-domain-containing protein
Exons: 4
Coding region: 1-2031 (676 amino acids)
Biological process (GO): endocytosis; intra-Golgi vesicle-mediated transport; endoplasmic reticulum to Golgi vesicle-mediated transport
Cellular component (GO): Golgi apparatus
Molecular function (GO): GTPase activator activity; protein binding
Source: RefSeq, a predicted model, not a curated record